Messenger RNA from Laccaria bicolor S238N-H82, 408 nucleotides. RefSeq lists its product as uncharacterized. NCBI's taxonomy places the organism in Eukaryota, Fungi, Basidiomycota, Agaricomycetes, Agaricales, Hydnangiaceae. The record is from RefSeq and is a predicted model, not a curated record. The coding region runs from base 1 to 408 and encodes 135 amino acids. The transcript has 3 exons.
AUGUCUCUUUCCAAUGUUGAAUCCCAGGCCGCAGAGGAUAUAGAAAGACAACAGAGACGAGCACGCAGAGUUCGAAACCUCACCAACCGCUUUCGCGUCCUUAUCAUUGGCCGCGCCAACGCGGGGAAGACAACCAUCCUCCAACGAGUUUGCAAUACAACGGAACAGCCGAAAAUUUUCAAUCCGGAGGGUCAUGAGAUUGACUUGUCUGAGCUCAAUCCAACGGCACAGAGAGGGGAGCACGAUAUUGAGAAUGAAAUGAUAUUUGAGAGCAAUACAGCAUUUGUCUUUCAUGACUCACGUGGCUUUGAAGCAGGCAGAACAUCUGAGCUGGAUAAAGUCAAGGAGUUUCUGCAAAAACGUUCAACCAACAACCGGCUUGAGGAUCAUCUGCAUGUGAUUUGGUGA